CCCAGAUUUCCCGACCUUCCGUCGCCGCUGCCGACGCCGCGCAGCCGCCUCGGCCACACCCCAAAAACGGCGUUGUAAAUCAGCUUGCCCAAACGGCCAACCCGUUUCAUAUUAGAACAAAUUUCUCUCACUGACGGCUGCCUGCUAGCCUCGCAACGGACCGCCCUCAGAUCAACUCCUUUCGAUACGUAUGGAGUUUCGGCCUGAAUAUGGCCGUCCUCCACCAGAGUUCUACCGAGGCAUCGACUACCCCGACUACAGAGAGUUCCGUGAACCCGACUACCGUGACUGGCCACGACAUGACUUCCCGCAGCAGCGUGCACGAUCACAGUCACGCCUGGAUCCUGAAUAUAUUCCUUCUGAAUUCCCUCCUUACGGCCGUCCUCUAGACAAAACUGUUAGGAGCAAAUCACUCGAUCAUCGCGACGCAUUUCGCGAUGACCCGUCGUUGUUUGAUGAUCGUCGUGGAGUUAAUAUUCCGAUUUAUCGCGAGCGUAAUGAUAGAAAUUAUGACUACGAACGGGAGUUAUACACCCCAUUCGUGAGGAAAGAAGACAGACGGGAUGUUGGCGCAGAAACCGUCGGACGAGGUGCAUAUUCGCGUGAAGUUGACAUACCAAUGAAAAGAAUGCCUCGAGCACUCACUAGGAGCACGGAAUGGCUGGCACGACGAAAUUACGAUGACAGACCACGGAACCCGCGAGACGUGUCCAGGGCUGAAGGAUACUCACCAAAGUCGGCAUCGUCGUCAAAACGGCACAACCUGAAUAUUUCCGUUGAUCCAGGACGUGGCCGACGUGAGUACGGCAGGUCCGAAGAGUUCGCUGGUUAUGGUCGCGACGAUGGCAGAGAGAUGUAUAGGGACGAGAGGCACAUGGAGGGUGACGCUCGCAGUUCGCACAAAAGGCAGGCUCAUUCCAGCUACCACCACGAGUCCCACGGUGGUGGAGGAGCCGGGUAUGGCUCAUCCCGUCGGGCGAUCACGCAGCAGCCGCACGGACCGCCGCCGCCGGGGGGCCCCGGCCCAGGAGGUUACCGCCAGAUUCGACACCACCGGGUCAAGUGCUGCUGUUUCAACUUUACGUGGCCACCUUGGAGUUACGAACCCACUGCUCCUCCUCAGCCACUCUAUAGGAAUAUCUGAAUGUUACUAAUUCUUGUUCUGCUGCCCUUCUAUUGCUCAAUAUCGCUACUCAGAGGACUACUUAUUCAUUGUAUAUACGUCGCUGUUUUACUGUCGCCUCAUUGAUGUCGUCGAGGUCCCCAACACUGCCAAGCUCAUCCCCAUUUUUUCCACUCGGUGAUGGCUCAAUGAGGAACACUUAGAUCACCUCGCUCUCUUUAUUUUUUUGAAGUUUUUAACAUAUUGUUCAUGUACCAGUGCGACACACGUGUAUCGUCUCGGAAAAGAACUUAUAAAAGAGUAUUAUUUUUAAGAAUUUAUUGAGCAAUCAAAAUCAAGGCGAGACAUUGAUGAAGCACAUCGUAUCGGUGAAUGCCCUUGUGGUGUGGACACCCUUCUAG
Messenger RNA from Cylicocyclus nassatus, 1524 nucleotides. The record is from the annotation of a GenBank genome assembly. Lineage: Eukaryota; Metazoa; Nematoda; Chromadorea; Rhabditida; Strongylidae.